Messenger RNA from Oncorhynchus masou masou (cherry salmon), 1985 nucleotides. RefSeq names its product maturin, neural progenitor differentiation regulator homolog (Xenopus) (gene mturn). Gene Ontology annotation, cellular component: cytoplasm. The coding region runs from base 359 to 760 and encodes 133 amino acids. The transcript is spliced from 3 exons. The record is from RefSeq and is a predicted model, not a curated record. Gene Ontology annotation, biological process: regulation of signaling; positive regulation of megakaryocyte differentiation. NCBI's taxonomy places the organism in Eukaryota, Metazoa, Chordata, Actinopteri, Salmoniformes, Salmonidae.
UAACGUUCCACAACGCGUGCGUAACGUAUGUAUGCGACCCCAGAACGGACUGCUCCCUGCUGAUCUCAUCGGUUAAUGGACUAAUGAAAGGAUGAGGGUUUGAGAAAACACCUUAUUGUUACCGAAUACCGUGAAGCCAGUGUAAUGCGAUAGUGAAAAGAUAUUGUCUCUCUCACCACGCGCAUGGCGCGUUAGGGGAAACUGCAGGCUACAGCUGUCUGUCCGGUCAGCUGUUUUUAUUUACCGAGAGACAGCAGCAUCAAUAGGAGGGGGAGACCACAGACUUGUCUAUACCGGCGCCCCGGACCCCCACAGACCAGACCACCAGGACUAAGAGAGAGGAGGGGAGAGAGAGAGGAUGGAGUUUAAGCAGCUGGUGGAGGUGGCGGAAAAAUGGUGUUCGUCUGUUCCGUUCGAUCUGAUCUUUGCGGAGGAGGAUGAUGAGAGGAGACUGGACUUCUACGCAGAACCGGGAAUCUCCUUCUAUGUCCUUUGUCCCGAUAACAUGACGGGAGGGACCGAGAAUUUCCAUGUAUGGAGUGAGAGUGAGGACUGCCUGCCGUUCCUACAGCUAGCCCAGGACUACAUCUCCUCCUGCGGGAAGAAAACACUGCUUGAGGUCCUGGACAAAGUCUUCACUUCCUUUAGACCUUUGCUGGGUCUACCAGACAUCGAUGACGAGACGUUUGAGCAGUACCAUGCAGGCGUGGAGGAGGAACCAGAGCCGGACCACCAGCAGAUGGGAGUCAGCCAGCAGUGAUGCCUACAGAAGAGGUGUCUGACCGGGCCACAAUAAUUACCCACACCUCUGGUUUCAUCCCCUGCAUCAAUACACAGGCCCAACGACCCUGUAGCGACUAUACAAAGUCAUAAUGUAUACUCGGAUUCAUAAUGUACACAUACACACACACACACACACACACACACAGGACAGCUGGACAGCCAGCCUGCUGAAAUGUACCAUUGCAUUCUUUAACUUAUCAAAAGCUUUGCUCUCCAGAUAUUGCACUCCUUCUCAUGUCACACACACACACACACACACACACACACACAGCUGUGUCAUACAACAUUAUUAUUAAUGUCAUUCAUACAGCAGGCUACAACAUUACUAUAGUUUAUAUUACUAACCACUACCAUGCUGGUUCUAGCAUGAUAAGCAUGACGCUCUCCAACCUUGCUCAGCAUAUCCACAUAAAGACAAACAAUCAACUAGUCUAGCAGCAACAACAUACUCCCUCCCCAGCCUGGCCACCCAGACAUAGCAGAGCACUGUCACUGUCAACCAUGUAACACCUGACUGGAACCAUCCACUGUACCACACAAUGCUAGCCAAACCAGCACAUUGUUGUGACCUUGUAAAAAUGUUAGCGGUAAAAAUAGAGGGAGGAAUAGAGCAGAAAUGUAAUCCUAUGUUAGAAACUGUCCCUUAUGUACUGCUUUGAAGUUGGCCAAGAGCUGCUGUAUCUGUGUGUUUAUUUCAUUGUGUGUGUUUAUUUCAUUGUGUGUGUGUGUGUGUGUGUGUGUGUGUGUGUGUGUGUGUGUGUGUGUGUGUGUGUGUGUGUGUGUGUGUGUGUGUGUGUGUGUGUGUGUGUGCGUCACCACCAUCAGUGCACUGCUACGCUUUUACUAUCCCCACGGACCUGAAGGAGUAGGAUGAAGUUGUGUUUAGACACUGAUCCGAGGUCAUUUUCCCCCGUUAUUGGGAUUGGGGAAAGGAAACUGUUCCUAGAUCUGUGUCUACAGGCAAUGUCUACCUGCAAGCAGCCUUCUUCCACCUUACUAAACUAGGCCUACACUUGUUACUCUCUCUGAACAUGGCAACUACAAUAGAUGUAAGUCUCUCUCCGAAUGCUUUAAAGUCUUUACUUAUGAACAUCAUUUUUAGUUACAUUAUUUAACUGAAUGUUUGUCAUGCUAAUGUGUGUUUUUAUGUUCUGUCCUCCAGUGUGUGUGAAGGUAUUCAAUAAAACAAAUGUGUGUAGGGA